Messenger RNA from Clonostachys rhizophaga, 1122 nucleotides. The record is from the annotation of a GenBank genome assembly. Lineage: Eukaryota; Fungi; Ascomycota; Sordariomycetes; Hypocreales; Bionectriaceae.
AUGGCACUGAAAGGCUUCGGCGUUUUGGUACUGUCGCUCAUUGGGUUGGCGAAAGCUGGGCUCUCGUUGAAUAUCCCCUCUGGGGGUCGGCAUAUUGUGUCACAACAGCGGCUCUCAAAUCCGAUCAUAUCGCCCACGCUCUUCUCCGAGCUCGAGCGCCUAUCAAGGGUCGUUGAUAUAAGCUACUGCAUUGGAAAUUCUGGUCUCGGCGAGCCGUUCAACUGCAUUUCUCGAUGUGAUGAGUUCCCUACCUUCUCUCUUGUCACAGCAUGGAAUACCGGUGUUCUCAUGAGCGACAGUUGCGGCUAUAUCGCUGUUGAUCACGGUGCCGAGCGUCCUGCGGAGGGAAGUGAUGACAUUCCAGAUGCCAAUCAUACCAUUAUGGUCGCUUUCCGUGGAACCUACAGUAUCACCAACACGGUUGUCGACCUGAGUACGGUGCCGCAGGAAUACGUUCCCUACCCAUCCCCCGAGAAUGGCACUGACAAGCCUCACCCUGUCUGUACGAACUGUACGGUUCACAUGGGUUUUAUGAGUUCGUGGGAGACUACGAGGACGGUGGUUGUACCUCAACUUAUUGGACUACGGGAGAAAUACCCAAACUCGCCCAUUCAUCUCGUCGGGCAUAGCCUCGGCGGGGCUUUGGCUUGUCUUGCGGCGCUCGAGCUGAAGCUGGCGUUUGGAUGGGACAACCUGGUCGUCACUACGUUUGGAGAACCUCGGGUUGGCAACGGCCAGUUUGCGAAGUUCAUCGACUCCGUAUUCGACUUGGAGGGAGAUGCCCAACCGGACCAUCGGCCGUAUCGACGAGUCACUCACGCGAACGAUCCUGUCCCACUUCUCCCACUGACAGAAUGGGGCUACAGCUCCCAUGCUGGGGAGAUAUUCAUAUCUAAAGCGAGCCUCUCACCCGCAGAAAGAGAUGUGCGCCACUGUCAUGGGGACGAUGACCCCAAUUGUAUUGCAGACAGCGACCCUUAUUCACGAUAUAAGCUAUGGGAACUGUUUUUCGCCCAUCGAGAUUAUUUUUGGAGACUUGGCCUGUGUAUACCAGGAGGUGAUCCUACAAACUGGGGCCGUGGCCCGAUAGGGACCUCCGAGGUGGUGGAGGAUGAGCUAUAA